This is a messenger RNA of Aspergillus heteromorphus CBS 117.55, 1210 nucleotides long. RefSeq lists its product as uncharacterized. The record is from RefSeq and is a predicted model, not a curated record. NCBI's taxonomy places the organism in Eukaryota, Fungi, Ascomycota, Eurotiomycetes, Eurotiales, Aspergillaceae. The coding region runs from base 95 to 1210 and encodes 371 amino acids. The transcript has a single exon.
CGCGGAUCCUUUUUCACCGCCGCAUUUUUUCCUCUUCAGUCACCGCAACGCAAGGCGCUUGGACUGCCCAUCCUCUGACUGCCUGACACCCAUCAUGGUCGACCUCAUCCCACCCCCCGACCCGCGCGCCCUGCUGCCGCCCCUCCUCGCCUGUCUUCCAACGGCCUUCGUUUCCCCUCAGCCCCCGCCGGCGCUGCUGUCUCUCCUGUCCCCCAUCCUGCGCCAACGCGUCCAGAUCCUGAGCUCCGUCGCCGCCUCCCCGACCGAUUCGUGGCUCCGGCUGCUGUGCUGGGAUGCGGGACAGGCCGAGCGCCUGCAGGAGCUGGUGGACGGGGCCAGCUUCGAGCCACACCCCGUGUCCGGCGAGAUCGAGCUCCCCGAUGAGCUCCCCGUCAGGUACAACCGCAUGGACGAAGAAACGCUCCGGUCGCGCGUGAUCGUCCCCGAGUACAGCCUCCAGGUUCUCUACCUGUGGUGCCCCGACGACCAGGAAGGCGGGGGACCCGCGUGGCGCGUGGCCGAGCUGCUGCCACAGGAGGGGGACGUGGGAGAGGAGCCCGCCUGGGUUGCGUCCAUCGGGGAUGCGAACGUCCACCAGAAAGAGAACCUCCUGGAGGAUGCGCUGAAGGCCACGGAGAGUGACCAGCACGCGGCGGAUGAGAAGGAAGCCGAGGACGGGGAGGAUGACGACUACUGGGCCCAGUAUGAUGCGACCCCCGACAGAACCCCUGCCGUCAAAACGCCCGCCCCCAAACCCGUCUCGUCCCUGCAACAGUCGGAAACAGACUACUUCUCUCGCUACGGGGACGUCCAGCCCGCCCUGGACAACCAUGAUCCCGAGGAGGAGCAACCGGAGCUGGGGCCAUCCUCCCUCAAUGGAGACAUGCUGGCCAAGCUCCUGCAGCGACAGUUCAGUGGCGGAGAGACGGACCAGACGGACCAGACGGCGGAUGCGCCUGCUACGAACGGAAACCAUGGCGGCCUGAGCCACCCUCGUCCUUCAUCCAUCUCGUCGGGCAGCUCUGAUGCUGUGGCGCGGCUCGAGCAAGAAGCGGAGAACCAGUCGAGCUAUGAGGUGGGCGUCAAGCAGCAUAUCGGCUCCAGCAUCAAGGGACUCUUCCGGCUGGCCAAGGCGACCGGCAUCUCGCGCAGUGACUUCCAGUCGCUGGUCAAGACGGAGCUGGAGUUGCUGAACGUAUCGGAUGAAUAG